Oryza sativa Japonica Group (Japanese rice) is the source of this 993-nucleotide messenger RNA. The record is from RefSeq and is a predicted model, not a curated record. Lineage: Eukaryota; Viridiplantae; Streptophyta; Magnoliopsida; Poales; Poaceae.
AUCAUCAUCCAAUUUCCCAUCAGCUCGAUCGCUCGUAUCACUCAUGGCUCAAAGAGGGUAACCGAGUUAGAAACUGAGGAGGAAGCAACUCGACGACACCAACCAAUGGCGGAGCACGCCACGGGAGUGUACGGGCACCCGUACCCGCGCGUCGACCAGUACGGGAACCCUGUGCCGCCGGUCGACCAGUACGGCAACCCCGUCCCGGACGAGCCGGCGCCGCGCGACACGGCCGCGGGGUACGUGGCGCCGCCGGACCCCGCGGUGUCGACUGGCGACUACGGCCUCGCCGGCGCGGAGGCGCCGCACCCGCACGAGAGCGCGGUGAUGAGCGGCGCAGCCGCCGCUGCCGUCGCACCAGGAGGCGAGGCGUACACGCGCGACGGCGGCGGCGUAGUUCCCCCGGCCGGCGAGAAGACGUUCGCCUACGAGGGCACGGUCAGCGCCGCCGGCGUCACGGGCGCCUCCGGGCAGCUCCAGCCCACCACCAGGGAGGAGGGGCACACGACGCUCGGCGAGACGUUGCGCCGCUCCGGCAAAUCCAGCUCCAGCUCCAGCUCGUCGUCGGAGGAUGACGGGCAAGGUGGGCGGAGGAAGAAGAAGAGCAUCAAGGAGAAGAUAAAGGAGAAGCUUCCCGGCAGCCACAAGCAGGAGGAGCAGAAGCAAGCUGGCCACACGGCUCCGGCGGCCGGGACGGGGACGGGGACGGGGACGCAUGCAGCGGGGAAGCACGAGAAGAAGGGCAUCGUGGAGAAGAUCAAGGAGAAGCUCCCCGGCCACGGCCACCACUGAGCGAGAGCUCGCGCGCACGCACUUUCAUCGGUUGACGUUCGUGCAACUGUCCAUGCAUGUAUGUAUAAUACCAGUCGUGUUUCAGUUCGUUAAUUUUACGGUCGAUGUGUGGUCUCGGUAAAACUAGGUGGUGUACAGUGCGUCUAUGCAUGUACGGUGUAUCCAAUAAUCCAGAGUCAGAUCUCUUUUAAUUAUCCUUUA